Corvus hawaiiensis (hawaiian crow) is the source of this 2270-nucleotide messenger RNA. Its product is annotated as procathepsin L-like. Lineage: Eukaryota; Metazoa; Chordata; Aves; Passeriformes; Corvidae. Bases 1144 to 2142 code for a protein of 332 amino acids. Gene Ontology annotation, biological process: immune response. The transcript has 7 exons. Gene Ontology annotation, cellular component: lysosome. The record is from RefSeq and is a predicted model, not a curated record. Gene Ontology annotation, molecular function: cysteine-type endopeptidase activity.
AAACUGCUUUUUCCUGUCCCCAAAAAGCCGAGUGUUUCUUAAAAUGUCUUAAAACGCUCUUUUCUAGAAGAGUUUGCAAAUCUGUUGGCUCCUCUGAUCCCCCAGCUUGCUGCAGGAUUGUUUGGCACCCUAAAAAGGGGUUGGUUGUCUUCUUUUGGGGAUUGAGAAUCCGGAGAGGAAUUAGCUGGGAAAUCGCCUCCUGCGGGCCGGAGCUGUUCCAUAAGGAAGAGGCUCUGUAGGGGACUGAAAUACAAAUGAUGUGGGAGGCCCCCACCCCGCUGUCCCGCGGGAAAGGUGAUGGGAACGGGGAGCAGGGCGUCUCUGGGUGGAGGAUUUGCAGCUGGAGGAUGAAGCUGAGCUAAUUUCCUGAGUGAGUGGCAAUGACAGAGGAAGCAGCAGGUGCUGGGCAAACCAGGCAAAAACGACUCUUCCUCAAGAAUUUGGGACUUGAGUGUGGCUUGGGAGGCAUUUCUCUCCCAAAAACCCACCCUGUGGGGCUUUAUUUUUAGGUGGAUGGGGUGGAGGGAGAACAGAUGUUCUUGAGGGCUUAUUUUUGAAACAAAACCACUCCUCCAGCUACAAAAUUAGCUCAGAAAAGUCACUCCUUGCCCUGAAAGAUGCUCGAAUGGAAAACUUCCCGGCAUCUCCAUUCCCAAAGUGGGUGGGAUAAAGGUGCAGUGACAGCUCUGGCUCUGGGAAAGCCACGUCAGUGGAAACUCUGGGUGCUUGGGGGUCUCAGGCAUUUGAUCUCUGCACCCCCAGAAUAACUGGAGCAGCUCAGAAAUCCCAGGGUCCCCAAAGGAGGAGUGGGGUGUCCGAGGAAGGCACAGGGCUGGGCUGGGCUCUGUGUGUCUGUGCUGGCCAAAAGAAAGGAUGUAAAUUGAUCUUGGAGAAUCCUCACGGAGGGAGUUUGGUGAAAUCACAGGCAUCCCAGCUCCGUGUGGGGAGAGAGGGAAGGCUUCAGGCAUGGCCUCUGCAGAGAAACCUCCUCUCCCUGGUUCCCCCUCCAGCCCCUCUCGGAGCUGGUGCAGAUUUCUGUGCCUCCCCCUCUCCUCAAAUCCAGAUUUUUCCUGCUCCCAGCCCCUGGCCCGGCCUCAGCCCAGAGCCCCCUGACCCUGCUCUCGCUGUCCCCAGCCGGGUGCCAUGGCCCUGACCCUGGGGCUGCUGCUGGCCCUGCUGGGCUGCGCCGCGGCGCUGGAUCCUGCCCUGGAGGAGGCCUGGGAAGGGUGGAAGAGUCUCUAUGCCAAGGAAUAUCCAGGGGAGGCCGAGGCCACCCGCAGGGAGAUCUGGGAGCAGAACCUGCGCCACAUCCAGCAGCACAACCAGGAGGAGUCGCAGGGGAAGCACAGCUACCGCCUGGCCAUGAACCACUUUGGGGACCUGACGAACCAGGAGUUUAAUGAGCUCAUGAGUGGCUACAUCCCGGCAAAGAGGGAGGAGCCAGCACCACUAUUCCGAGCCUCGGCAGCCCUGAAGGCCCCAGCAAAGGUGGACUGGAGGGCCAAGGGCUACGUGACACCCGUGAAAUCCCAGGGCGACUGCGGGUCCUGCUGGGCGUUCAGUGCCACGGGGGCCCUGGAGGGGCUCAUGUUCAGGCGGACGGGCAAGUUAGUGGCGCUGAGCGAGCAGAACCUCAUCGACUGCACCCAGAAGCUGGGCAACAAGGGCUGCAGAGGCGGCCACAUGCAGCCGGCCUUCCAGUACGUGCGGAACAACGGCGGCCUCAACUCGGAGCGUUCCUACCCCUACCAGGGCACUGACAACUCCAGCUGCCGAUACAACCCCCGCGACAAGGCCGCCAUCUGCUCCGGCUUCGCGACGGUGCCCCAGGGCAACGAGGUGGCCCUGAAGCACGCAGUGGCAAUCAAUGGCCCCGUGUCAGUGGCAGUGGACGCCAGAAGCCGGAAUUUCCAAUUCUACAGCUCAGGCAUCUUCACCUGCCCAUUUGGCCAGCAGAACGUGAGCCACGCCAUGCUGCUCGUGGGCUACGACACGGCCUCAGUGGGCAAGUACAAAGUGAGCUACUGGAUCCUAAAGAACAGCUGGUCGGAGUGCUGGGGCGCGAAGGGCUACAUGUUCCUGCUGAAGGACACCAGAAACCAGUGCGGGGUGGCCAGCGAUGCCAGCUACCCGCUGCCCUGAGCCAGGACAGCUCUCCCUCCCUCCCACCCUGCCUGCAAAUCCACAGCUGCUUCCUUCUGGAAACGGGCUUUUGUUCCUGUGCAGCAAGAAGCAAUUAAAAGUGCCAUGUUAAUUGGCUGGUGCAACCA